AUGGCUUCCAUCUUCGAAGCGGCGGAUAUUCCGGAACUUACCAAACUGGCACGCGACCUAUAUCUUACAUGCAAUUCUAUCUCCGGAGAUGCCCCUGACGGCUUCAAUCAGCUUGUGGCGAGCCUGGAAUCCCUGCAUAGCGUGUUUCAGACCCUGAAAGAUGAUGUCAGCUCCAGCAAGAUCGAGCUUUCAGAGUCAGAUGAGGAAUGCAAGCAUACCCUCCAUCGGUGCCUGAAUGCGUGCUCAGGGACCUUGCAGCAGCUGAAGGAGGUGGUCGACAUGUACCGAAAUCUAGGGUUUGAGAAUGGGAGACAGCUAUGGCAGUCCAUAGAUUGGAUGACACAGCAGGCAUUUAUUGACGAUCUUAAGUCUAAGAUCGUGGCUCAUACAUGCCAUUUGGGUGUAUGUGUCGGCUCUCUCACCAAGCCUUCUAUAGAAAGAAGUGAAAGUUCAGCGACGAAGGAUUCGGCAAAGGAUAUACCUCCCCCAACUCCGGCAUCUUGGCAGGCACAUGACGACGUCUCGCCGAUUUCGAUAUCAGUAUCUACGCCUCGCCAGCAGAAUGUCUUCAUCCUGGCGGAGCUAGAAGGGACGCAACCAAGCAGGUCAAAUCCCGCCGCUCCACAAUCUGCAUGUCCGCCAGAAGACCCCUCUCAUGUCUCGGCUUCCUCCGAAUCCGUUGUGUCGGGGCACUCAGACACGUCUAGUUUCACGGCUACUACGUACACCUCACCUACUAGUCCAGCUACUUCGACGUACAGCCCUUCGCAAUCAAUUGUACCAGAGGUCUUUUCGACGGAGAAAGAAGUGGUUUGGUCUCGCGAGUCAACGCCGUGGGGUAGCCCUGGCCAUUCAGGAGCUGAUGCAAUACAAGAACUCCACCGACGGCAACUACGAGAGCAGCUGUUUCGAUCGCUGCGGUGUGAACCACGUGAUAAGAUGCAUCAGCCUGAUGCAGAACUCCUCGCAAGUUUUGAUCAUAUAGCCCACAAGGAAGAGCGGGCCCAGCAACUCACUGCGAGAUGCUGGCUGUUAGUUGCUGUGUGGUGGCUUCUGAAGCUGCUUUUGGAGGAUGAAAUCAGAAAAAUGAUCUCAGAUCUAUCAGACGGUCUCAAAGAGGACUUCGGACAAUUUAGCGCCGUGGAUGUUCCCAAUUACGCUGCGAUCCAUUCGCAAAACCUCGACUUCUGGGAACCUAUACAGCCCGAAGAGAUGAUUGGGAAGGAUGGCCAACCGGCUAAACCAGGAAACUUCUGCUAUAUUACAGUAGAACUGGAGGAUGCUGGUAAAGAGGAUGAGCAGGUUCUUUUCCGCACUUUCGUGAAUGCAGGGAUCGGGGCUAAGAAGCUCCGUAUGCGAUCCAGAGGCGCUCCGUACAUGCUACUUUUGUCUACAAAGUAUGGUGAAAGCGAGCCCAAAAUAAGCCUCUGCAACCAAUACGGAACAUUUUGUCUACAGCGAGACUUGGCACCAGGGGAUCUAGCUCAGCUGAUCCAGGUAUCAAAUGCAUCACUCACCAAUCUAUCCGUGCCAAAGCCAACAGAACCCCUGACCCUGAAGUUUGACGCAAUGACUUUGUCUAUUUCAUUUCAAUACAUGUCAGAUAUCAUGCAAGUGAUCAGCAUGCCCAAAGCGUACUUCGAUGCCGUCCAGAUACGGGAGCCACUUGAUUCCGACCAGUUCACAGAAAAAGUUAUUUUCAAAAUUCCGGCCGAAUCAGUUGAGCAGUUGAGGAUGCCUAGCAUGGUGUCAACUAGUCCUCCCACAGUACACAGAUCCUGCGAAGUGCGCAUCUUGGAAAGGUCUUUUGGCGAGGCGUGGCGCUCUAUCCGACGCAUGGUCAUCAGUUCUUCAAUAGCUGACAAGCCAGGACAGGCUACCGAGUUCUUCAUGCCUCUGAGCCAUGUACAAGUCAGCCGUACGGCGGCUUCUGGAUUCAUCUUGCUGAAAUGGUCAGACACUGGUCAGGAGAGGUCCAGCAAAACAGACGGGAACUACCAUCCACUUUUCACUUACGUCUAUGACGGCAGCAAUCCAAACAUAGGCCUUGGUAUCAAAUUUCGCUCACAGGAGGCUGCGGAUAAACUGGAAAGGGCUGUUCUGGGUCUAAGCCAGAAGCCCGCCUUCACCUGGUCUCAGGCCAAAAGCUCGGGGCAGGUCUACGAAGUUGCUGACAUUGCGCCCGAUGAGAAACGUUAUAAGGCGGUGAUGAUAUGUCGCACUCGUGCGGAAUGGAAGCAGUGCAGUCUACAUUAUCUCUUCAGGGAUAUGGACUACCUGUACGACCAUUCUAAUCUCCGUGUGAGAUUUCCCCGUGCAUUAUUCGCCACUUACAUAUCAUCACACGUUGACCAGCUAUAUCGGGCUGAUGGCCGAGUAUAUUUUUCUCACUGCGAAAAAGAGUUCAGGGACAUGACAGUGGAGUUUAGCGAAGAGCCUGUGCUGAUGGCAUUCAUGUCCUCGCUUGCAUCAACAUACAAGCUGGUCUUCUCCAGGGGAGCCACAUCCCUCACGACUAAAGAAAAGCUACUGGUCCUCGGUCCUAGAAAAUCAGUGAAAGGAGACUCACAAGUCCAGCUAUGGCGCGAUGGAAAUACCAUUCGUCUUGCUUCACGUUGGAGCGACCGUAUAACGGACAGGUGGCUCACAAUGACCAUACCACCAUGUGAGCCAUCCAGAGCCGGAAACCUGGUCAGCUUCCCCCCAAGCAGCUAUUCACGGGGGAUGGUCCUCAACAUGACAAAGAUCGCAUCAGGGGCAGCCAAGAAUCAAAAUAGAGAGCAUAAAACGGGGCCAAUAACGAUCACAUUUCCCCAUCUAAAAGGUACGCCUGCCUUUGCUUAG
This is a messenger RNA of Aspergillus piperis CBS 112811, 2844 nucleotides long. RefSeq lists its product as uncharacterized. Lineage: Eukaryota; Fungi; Ascomycota; Eurotiomycetes; Eurotiales; Aspergillaceae. The coding region runs from base 1 to 2844 and encodes 947 amino acids. The transcript is spliced from 6 exons. The record is from RefSeq and is a predicted model, not a curated record.